Messenger RNA from Artibeus jamaicensis (Jamaican fruit-eating bat), 1068 nucleotides. RefSeq names its product RAN binding protein 1 (gene RANBP1). Gene Ontology annotation, biological process: positive regulation of mitotic centrosome separation; nucleocytoplasmic transport. The record is from RefSeq and is a predicted model, not a curated record. Gene Ontology annotation, molecular function: GTPase activator activity. Lineage: Eukaryota; Metazoa; Chordata; Mammalia; Chiroptera; Phyllostomidae. Gene Ontology annotation, cellular component: cytoplasm; nuclear pore; centrosome. Bases 148 to 777 code for a protein of 209 amino acids. The transcript is spliced from 6 exons.
UCGGGUCGCGGGGCGGAGGGAAGAGCGAGCGGGCGGGUGGGAGGCGCCGGCGCCAGACAGAGAGUGGAGGAGCUAGGAGUAGCCGCCGAGAGGCCCCGGAGCCAGCGAGGACCAAGCCAGCCGAGCCGCCACCGCCGCCUCGCCGCCAUGGCGGCAACCAAGGACAUCCAUGAGGACCAUGACACUUCCACUGAGAAUGCAGACGAGUCCAACCAUGACCCUCAGUUUGAGCCCAUAGUUUCUCUUCCUGAGCAAGAAAUUAAAACGCUGGAAGAAGAUGAAGAGGAGCUUUUCAAAAUGCGGGCAAAGCUGUUCCGAUUUGCUUCAGAGAAUGAUCUCCCAGAAUGGAAGGAACGGGGCACCGGCGAUGUCAAGCUCCUAAAGCAUAAAGAAAAAGGGACCAUUCGCCUCCUCAUGAGGAGGGACAAGACCUUGAAGAUAUGCGCCAACCACUAUAUUACGCCAAUGAUGGAGCUGAAGCCAAACGCGGGCAGUGACCGUGCCUGGGUCUGGAACACCCACGCCGACUUUGCCGAUGAGCGCCCCAAGCCGGAGCUGCUGGCCAUCCGCUUCCUCAAUGCUGAGAAUGCACAGAAAUUCAAGACAAAGUUUGAAGAGUGCAGGAAAGAGAUCGAAGAGCGAGAAAAGAAAGGAGGAUCAGGCAGAAACGAUAAUGCUGAGAAAGUGACUGAAAAGCUAGAAGCGCUUUCAGUGAAGGAGGAGGGCAAGGAGUCUGAAGACGAGGAGACCAAGGAAAAAGCUGAGGAGAAGCAAUAAGUCCUCUGCCCUUGUUUUCUGUUCCUUCCUUUUCCUUUUUUUAAAAAGAAUUUGCCCUGGCCCUUUUCGGUUUGUUUUUAUUCUGUUUUGUUUUUACGAGGGACUUUAUAUAAAGAACUGAAUUCUAGCAUUCAGGUGUUUUUUUUCUAAGUUUUUGCCCUAUCGAAGAUGAUUUCAGAAAAUCCAUUCCCCAGUCAUGAAAAUGUACUGUGCUAACUUUCUUUUCCAUAGUGGAAACACUUAUUUAUAGUCAUCAAAAAUAGUGAAUAAACAACACAUUGGAAACCUUCA